Orbilia oligospora ATCC 24927 is the source of this 1362-nucleotide messenger RNA. RefSeq lists its product as uncharacterized. NCBI's taxonomy places the organism in Eukaryota, Fungi, Ascomycota, Orbiliomycetes, Orbiliales, Orbiliaceae. The record is from RefSeq and is a predicted model, not a curated record. Bases 1 to 1362 code for a protein of 453 amino acids. The transcript has a single exon. Gene Ontology annotation, molecular function: protein binding.
AUGGAUCUAUCGGCUUUACCCCCGGAGCUCAUGCUCAUGGUGACAUCUUACCUAACCCAUCCGGAUCUCAAAUUAUUUUCUCAAACUUCGAAAUUCUGUCGGUCGAUAUGUCUUCCUGCACUUUUUCAUGGUGUUUACAUCGAUACAACUACCCCUGCCGCCUUUGCGCCGGGGGGAAGCUUGUAUCACGUUCGAUCACAUGUUAAGCACAUAUCCCUCGAUGCUGCGCAACGUAUAUCGUUCGCUGGGUGUACCCAAGAAGUUGAAAGAACUGUGGACUAUUUACGAGUAUGCGCCGAGGGAUUACAACUUUUUCCAAACUUGGGGAGCUUAUUGGUCAUCGCCAGGAGUUUGGAAGGGAAAUACUUGGACGUUAAGGAGUUGAAAGGGAUUCAAAAGCAGUUAAUUUGGGCGUUGUUUUCCACGAUAUCGAGGGGUAGAGUCGAUGCAAAGGGAGGGAUUGGGAAGGGGGCGUUGGACGGAGUAGAAGAGUUGGAAUUCACCUUUAUUGACGAAGGCGGGGACUAUGAAGAGGAAACUGGCAAGGAAAUCUUGGAAUGGGGGGUCGAAUGUUUAUCUGAAGAAAAUAAGAGGUUUCUUCAGCUCGGAGAAGCUGGCGUGAGGGAUGGCGUACCGAUUCAGUUCCCGCGAGGGUUGAGGGUCAGGGAAGCCCAGCUCAACUUUUUCACCAUGGCGAAAUUCCCAUGCCCGGAUUACUUCUUCAACCCGUUCUGGACGUUACAGGGUUCGACGGAAACAUUGACAAAAUUGGCGUUAUGCGGCGAAUUCGGCACACAGAACGAAAUAACAGCAGCAAUUGGACCUGGUGGAGGUACGGCAGAGAAACCCGUACUAUUCGCAUUACCGCAGGCGGUUACAUUUCCAAAUGUUCGAGAGUUAUUCGUCACACGACAGUACAUGUAUCCUGUUUUCUUCGCGGAAAUCAGUUGGCGAUGUCCAAAUGUAGCAUUGUUGAAAGUCGUGGUGACAGAACACGAUCUUUGUCAUUUGUCGCUAGAGGCUGUGGAGGAGAUAUAUGUUGCGCUAAGGGAUAUGAAACGGUUAAGGUUCUUUAUAGUUCCUGGGCCGAAUCUGGAGCUUGAGGAAGACCUGGGGCCUCAGGAGUUGGUGGCAAUGUGGGAGAGGGCGAUGGAGGGGUGGGUUGAGUGUGGAAUGCAUGAAUUAGAACAAACUAUAUUCGUGAUGAGAUCCAUGGAACCAGACGAAGAAGGGUCGAGGAUUGGAGGAGUCAGUGUGGAAGUUAUCAGAGAGUAUAGGGAGAUGGCGAAUCAAGUUUAUUAUAGACUGCACUUUUCGAAGAUACCCCGGAUGACUUUGGAUGGGUUUUCGUGCCAGGAGUAA